This is a messenger RNA of Lethenteron reissneri (Far Eastern brook lamprey), 632 nucleotides long. Its product is annotated as arf-GAP with Rho-GAP domain, ANK repeat and PH domain-containing protein 1-like. The record is from RefSeq and is a predicted model, not a curated record. Gene Ontology annotation, biological process: regulation of cell shape; positive regulation of GTPase activity; signal transduction. Gene Ontology annotation, cellular component: cytoplasm. NCBI's taxonomy places the organism in Eukaryota, Metazoa, Chordata, Hyperoartia, Petromyzontiformes, Petromyzontidae. Gene Ontology annotation, molecular function: phosphatidylinositol-3,4,5-trisphosphate binding; GTPase activator activity.
UGUGAGCAUAUGUGCCUCUAUGGGUCUCUGAGGGUCUCUGUGGCUGUCUGUUUUUACACGCACACACACACACGCGUGUUGUUGGCAUGUCCGUCCGUCUGUCUGUCCGUCUGUCUGCGCCAGGCGUGACCAGCGAGGGGAGCCGGGCGAAGCCGGAAACCUCCGUCAGGCUCAAGGACAGGAACUGGUCUCUCUGCAUCCGUCUGCCCGGCAUCUCUGGCCCGGCCCGCGCCUCCUCAUUGGUCCAAUCGGCGCGGGGCGGGGCCGGGCGGCCCCUCUCGCAGCAGCCAAUCACAGACGAGGACGUCGUGCUCGCAGUCGCCAAGUGCGUGGAGCACGUGGAGCAGUACGGCCUCUUCAAAGAGGGCGUCUACCGAACUUGCGGCGUCGCCAGCGUCACCGAGGCUCUGGUGGAGAGGCUCUGGGCAGACCCCCGCUCGACCAUCCUGGAGCCCGGCCAUGGGAACGUGGACGUGGCGGCGAGCGCGCUCAAGGCCAUCCUGCGCCAGUCCCCCACGCCCUUGAUCCCGAGCGGGAGCGAGUGGACGAGCGUGGCCGAGGAGAGGCUGCCACUCAUCCGUCUGGAGCUGGACUGGUACCUCCUGGGCCUCUGUGGAAUACAGGAGGUCUAG